Messenger RNA from Lactuca sativa (garden lettuce), 1069 nucleotides. RefSeq names its product mitochondrial import inner membrane translocase subunit TIM17-2. Gene Ontology annotation, molecular function: transmembrane protein transporter activity. Gene Ontology annotation, cellular component: TIM23 mitochondrial import inner membrane translocase complex. The record is from RefSeq and is a predicted model, not a curated record. Gene Ontology annotation, biological process: protein import into mitochondrial matrix. Lineage: Eukaryota; Viridiplantae; Streptophyta; Magnoliopsida; Asterales; Asteraceae.
GAACAAGAAAUUCUUUUUCUAUUAAAGUUUAUUUUUAGGGACCAUGUAUGCCAUUAUAACAAUACAAUGGGGCUAUUGACGGCCAUUGCAAGAAAGUAGAAACACUUCCACUUUCAAAUUAAAACCCCAGUAAACCCUAAUUUGCAUCUCUAGAUCAUCGACGAGAAUGGCUACUCCCGAAACCUCCCGAGAACCCUGCCCAGAUCGCAUCCUUGAUGACAUCGGAAGCGCCUUCGGCAUGGGAGCCGUUGGAGGUUCGGCUUUCCAUUUCCUGAAAGGCGUAUACAACUCACCGAGAGGGGAGCGUUUCAUCGGCGGUGCACAAGCACUCCGUAUGAACGCACCACGUGUUGGCGGAAGCUUCGCCGUAUGGGGCGGCCUGUUCUCAACCUUCGAUUGCACCAUGGUUUACGUUCGCCAGAAGGAGGAUCCAUGGAACUCGAUCAUCGCCGGCGCCGCCACAGGAGGCUUUCUUCAGAUGCGCCAGGGUUUCCGCCCCGCCGCUCGAUCUGCUCUUUUUGGUGGCGUUCUGUUAGCCAUGAUUGAAGGGGCUGGGAUCAUGCUUAAUAAGUUUAUGAGCGCUCAACAGCAGAUGCCUGUGAUGAUCGAAGAGGCGCCACAAUCAGCUCCAAAUAUGACUCCAGGGUUUAAUUUGCCUAAUCAAGACUCGCAACCUGAGAUAACACCUUCAUCUUGGUUUGGUGGCCUGUUUGGCGGCAAACAAGAGGAAGAGAUUCCGAAGGUGAAGACUGAAGUUCUGGAGAGUUUUGACUCCCCAUUGCCACCGACUUUUGAGUUCAAGUAAAUGUGAUUUUGCUCGAAUGAGGUGAUAUUUUUCCGAAUUAGCUACUCAAAUUUCAUGUUCUAAUUAACAAGGGCUUGGUUUCUUAACCCGUUUAUUCUUCUUUGAUUCUUAUACAUUAUACUAAUAGUAGUAGUAUUUUUGUUGAAAUAAGUUGUGAUUACAUUCAUCUUCAUGCCAGCCUCGGCUGAUUUUCUCCGUUCUUGAGUUUGGAAACGGUAUGUGUAUAUGACAUGAUUCUUUAUCAGAUACCAUUGUUAUUAAUCA